Messenger RNA from Nerophis lumbriciformis (worm pipefish), 2175 nucleotides. The record is from RefSeq and is a predicted model, not a curated record. Lineage: Eukaryota; Metazoa; Chordata; Actinopteri; Syngnathiformes; Syngnathidae.
AUGGGCCAGCCGGACCGCAGCGUCCACUACCGCGCUUGCAACCUCUGCGAGGCUAUCUGUGGACUGGCCAUCGAGGUCGAGGACGGCCGUAUCACCUCGAUCCGCGGCGACGCCGAAGAUCCCUUCAGCCGCGGCCACAUCUGCCCCAAGGCGGUCGCCUUGCAAGACAUCCACGACGAUCCCGACCGGCUGCGCCACCCGAUGCUGCGGCGGGGCUCCGAGUGGCAGCGGAUCGGCUGGGACGAGGCCUUCGAUCUGGCCGCUGAGCGUCUACAAGAGGUGCAGCAGACCCACGGCCACGACGCCGUGGCGACCUAUCUCGGCAACCCCAACGUCCACAACUACGGCUCGCUGCUGUUCGGGCCGCCACUGCUGCGGGCGCUGCGGACAAAAAAUCGCUAUUCGGCAACCUCGGUCGACCAGCUGCCGCACCACUUCAACGCUCACUUCAUGUUCGGUCACCAACAGCUGCUGCCGAUUCCAGACCUCGACCGCACCGACUUCCUGCUCAUCCUGGGCGGCAACCCGGCGGUGUCGAACGGUAGCAUCAUGACCGCUCCGGACGUCAAGAAGCGCCUCAAGGCUAUUCGGCAGCGCGGUGGCCAGCUGGUGGUGAUCGAUCCACGGCGCAGCGAGACCGCGCGGCUAGCCGACGAACACCACUUCAUCCGCCCGGGCACCGACGUUUACCUGCUGGCCGCACUGCUCAACACGAUCUACGCCGAGGGUCUCGACGAUCCCGGCCGGCUGGCCGAGUUCACCCACGGUGCCGAGCUUCCGCGAAAGGCGGUCGCGCGAUACACGCCAGAGUCGGUCGCGCCGGUGACUGGCCUAGACGCCGGUACCAUCCGCCAGCUGGCCCGGCAGCUGGCCGCCGCGCCGUCGGCCGCGGUCUACGGCCGCAUGGGGGUCUCGGUCACCGAGUUCGGUGCCCUCGCCCAUUGGUUGAUCAACGUGCUGAAUUUUGCCACCGGCAACCUCGAUCGGCCCGGCGGCAUGAUGUUCACUCGGCCGGCCGCCGACACCCUGCCCGAGUCCUCGCCGGGGCGUUUCGGCCGCUGGCACAGCCGGGUCCGCGGCCUGCCCGAAUUCGGCGGCGAGCUACCAGUGGCAGCACUGACCGAGGAGAUCCUGACCCCUGGCGAAGGCCAGAUCCGUGCCUUGAUCACCGCCGCCGGCAAUCCAGUGCUGUCGACUCCUGAUGGCAGCAAGCUCGAACGAGCCUUGGGUGGGCUCGACUUCAUGCUGUCGCUCGACAUCUAUAUCAACGAGACCACCCGCCAUGCUGACCUGAUCCUGCCACCGACCGCGGCCCUCGAGCACGACAACUACGAUCUCGCCUUCCACCUGCUAGCGGUGCGCAACACGGCGCGCUACUCACCGGCGCUGUUCGAGCCCGCCGAGGACACUCGCCACGACUGGCAGAUCCUGGACCAGCUGGCUCGAAGGUUGACGCCCAAGGCUGGCCUGGUCAAAGACCUGAAGAGCGCCACCGAAAGCAAGAUCCGUCGCCAGCUCGGACCGGCCGGGAUGCUCGACCACCUGCUUCGACGUGGCCCCUACAAGUUGAAGCUCGAAGACCUGCAAGCAGCACCCCACGGCCUCGACUUCGGCCCGCUGGAGUCUUGUCUGCCCGGCCGCCUGUUCACCGCCAAUAAAAAGAUCGAGCUCGCUCCCGACGUAGUACUCGGCGAUCUCGAGCGCCUCGAACGGCGUUUCGCCGAGCUCGUCGAACCGCCGGCCUAUGUGCUGAUUGGCCGCCGCCAGGUGCGCAGCAACAAUUCUUGGAUGCACAACUACCCGCGCUUGAUGCGAGGCAAAGAUCGCUGCACUCUGCUGCUCCACCCAGACGACGCCACCGUACUCGGCGUGGCCGAUGGCGACCGUUUGUCGAUCCGCUCGCGGGUCGGCCAAAUCACCGCACCGGUCGAGGUCAGCGACGAGAUCAUGCCCGGCAUCGUCAGCCUGCCCCACGGCUGGGGCCACGGCCGGCCGGGGAUUGGGCUCACCGUCGCCAGCCAACACGCUGGCAUCAGCAUCAACGACCUGACCGACCCUGAGCAGCUCGAUCAAUUGAGUGGCAACGCGGCGCUGAACGGCCUGCCGGUCGAGCUCGAGGUCGCCACUCCGGCAACUCAGGCCACACCACAACCGGCUGAACCGGCGGCGGUAUGA